Molecule: messenger RNA, 2649 nt
Organism: Perognathus longimembris pacificus (Pacific pocket mouse)
Lineage: Eukaryota; Metazoa; Chordata; Mammalia; Rodentia; Heteromyidae
Gene: Col9a2
Product: collagen type IX alpha 2 chain
Exons: 32
Coding region: 85-2151 (688 amino acids)
Source: RefSeq, a predicted model, not a curated record
GGCCCUAGCUGCAGGGUCUAGAACAGCCUCCCGGGCCGGGGCGUGCGGGGAUCCUGAUCCGUCCUCCCGAGCCCUCCGCCCGCCAUGGCCACCCCGGCCGCCGGCCGCAGCCUGCUGCUGCUCCUCCAGGUGCUCGGGCUCGUCCUGGCGCAGAUCAGAGGUCCUCCGGGAGAGCCGGGGCCCCCGGGACCCCCAGGGCCGCCGGGAGUGCCUGGUUCGGAUGGCAUCGACGGUGACAAGGGGCCCCCUGGGAAAGCUGGCCCUCCGGGACCCAAAGGAGAGCCUGGCAAACCGGGGCCCGAUGGGCCCGAUGGGAAGCCGGGCAUUGACGGCUUAAUGGGAGCCAAGGGGGAGCCUGGACCCAUGGGAACUCCUGGAGUCAAGGGUCAGCCAGGACUUCCAGGCCCCCCUGGUCUGCCGGGUCCUGGUUUCGCUGGGCCUCCUGGACCACCUGGACCUGUUGGUCUUCCUGGUGAGAUUGGAAUCCCAGGCCCCAAGGGGGAUCCAGGACCAGAGGGACCCUCAGGACCCCCAGGUCCUCCUGGGAAACCGGGGCGCCCAGGAACCAUCCAAGGCCUGGAAGGCAGUGCAGAUUUCCUGUGUCCAACCAAUUGUCCAGCAGGUGUGAAAGGUCCUCCAGGGCUGCAGGGAGUCAAGGGCCAUCCAGGCAAACGUGGGGUUCUGGGGGAUCCUGGCCGUCAGGGGAAGCCGGGCCCCAAGGGAGCUGUGGGUGCUUCUGGAGAACAAGGCAUCCCCGGACCACCGGGACCCCAAGGCAUCAGGGGCUACCCAGGUGUGGCAGGACCCAAGGGAGAGACUGGUCCUCGUGGGUACAAAGGCAUGGUUGGCUCCAUCGGCGCUGCCGGGUUACCGGGUGAGGAAGGUCCAAGGGGGCCACCAGGCCGAGCUGGGGAGAAGGGUGACGUGGGUAGCCAAGGUGUUCGAGGACCACAGGGGAUAAUGGGCCCAAAGGGAGCAACGGGUCCUCCAGGCAUCGAUGGCAAGGAUGGGACUCCAGGCAUACCUGGCACCAAGGGCAGUGCAGGACAGGCAGGGCGGCCAGGAAGCCAGGGUCACCAGGGCCUGGCGGGUGUGCCGGGCCAGCCUGGGACAAAAGGAGGCCCUGGAGACAAGGGUGAGCCGGGCCAGCAGGGCCUCCCUGGAUUCUCUGGUCCCUCUGGAAAGGAGGGAGAGCCAGGGCCUCGAGGAGAAAUUGGUCCCCAGGGCAUUAUGGGACAGAAGGGUGACCAGGGUGAGAGGGGCCCAGUGGGACAGCCAGGUCCCCAAGGACGACAGGGCCCAAAGGGGGAGCAAGGCCCCCCAGGAAUUCCAGGAGCCCAAGGCUUACCAGGCAUCAAAGGAGACAAGGGCUCCCCAGGGAAGACUGGGCCCCGUGGUGGAGUGGGUGACCCGGGUGUGGCGGGCCUCCCAGGAGAGAAAGGGGAGAAGGGCGAGUCUGGUGAGCCAGGGCCAAAGGGACAGCAAGGAGUCCGAGGAGAGCCAGGCUACCCUGGCCCCAGCGGGGAUGCGGGCGCCCCAGGCGUGCAGGGGUACCCAGGGCUGCCUGGCCCUCGAGGACAAGCUGGAAACAGAGGCUUGCCAGGCCAUCCGGGAAGACAGGGUGUGCCGGGUCGAGAUGCCAGUGACCAGCACAUCAUAGACGUGGCGCUGAAGAUGAUGCAAGAGCAACUGGCAGAGGUGGCUGUGAGUGCCAAACGGGAAGUCCUGGGUGCAGCCGGCAUGGUGGGUCCCCCAGGACCUCCGGGGCCUCCUGGAUAUCCAGGCAAGCAAGGAGCGCAUGGGCACCCUGGCCCUCGGGGCAUUCCUGGCAUCGUGGGAGCCGUAGGUCAAAUUGGCAACACAGGACCCAAGGGAAAGCGUGGAGAGAAGGGUGAUCAAGGAGAAGUAGGACGUGGGCACCCUGGGAUGCCAGGUCCCCCAGGGAUCCCAGGAUUCCCUGGCCGGCCUGGCCAGGCAAUCAAUGGCAAAGAUGGAGACCGAGGGUCCCCAGGGGCUCCAGGAGAGGCAGGUCGACCUGGCCUGCCAGGCCCCGUGGGGCUGCCUGGCUUCUGUGAGCCCGCAGCCUGCCUUGGAGCUUCAGCUUAUGCCUCUGCCCGUCUCACAGAGCCUGGGACCAUCAAGGGGCCAUGAACAACAGGCUAGGAUGAAGCUCACCAGUAUCUUGGUGGUGUGGCAUGAAUCGCAGCCCCAGCCCAGGCUUUUCCAGGACUUUGUCUGGGAUGCAGAGAUCCUGAGGGGCAGAAAUUCUACAACACAGGGGAAGGGGAGAGCCUCGGUGAAAAGAUGAGGCCAACAGGGCAAGUGUCACUGGGGAGUCAACGCGCAAAGGGAGUAGGGCGGCUUUCCCUCCUAGAGGACCACUCGGGUGGUCCCCAACAUCUCCUCCACUUGCACCAGUCUCUACUGGUCAUCCUGUUCUCAGGGCAGGUGGACUGAGUUCUCUGCCGGUGCUGUCCCAUUCCCUCUGGACUUUCUGGUCAAGGCCAACCUCACUACUUCCUGCCUUCCAGCUGAGUAUUUAAACACCCUCUCCCUUCUCUUUCUGGCAUUGCUCUGUCCUACCCCACCCCCUUUUUCCUAAGUUCCACACUAGUCUUUUGUAAAUAUAAACCCUCAACUUGGGUACAA